Molecule: messenger RNA, 2651 nt
Organism: Phacochoerus africanus (Common warthog)
Lineage: Eukaryota; Metazoa; Chordata; Mammalia; Artiodactyla; Suidae
Gene: SLCO1B3
Product: solute carrier organic anion transporter family member 1B3
Exons: 15
Coding region: 127-2184 (685 amino acids)
Biological process (GO): transmembrane transport; sodium-independent organic anion transport
Cellular component (GO): membrane
Molecular function (GO): protein binding
Source: RefSeq, a predicted model, not a curated record
GACUCUAACAGAUAAAGUGAUGGACAUGUUUUUGUUGCUGUAGGAGCAUAAGUCCAGGUUAUCAUUUCAAACCAAACAUCAAACAUCAGCAACAACUGAAAACGUUCGCAUACCAUCUGCAGUUCAAUGAUGGCCCAGAAUCAACAUUUGAAUAAGACAACAGAGGCACAACCUUCAGAGAAAAAGAAAACUAGAUGGUGUGAUGGAUUCAAGAUGUUCUUGGCAGCCCUGUCAUUAAGCUUUAUUUCUAAGGCACUAAGUGCAGUCCUUAUGAAAAGUUCCCUCACUCAGAUAGAAAGGAGAUUUGAUAUAUCAUCUUCUACUGUUGGCUUAAUUGAUGGAAGCUUUGAAAUUGGAAAUUUGCUUGUGAUUGUAUUUGUGAGUUACUUUGGUGCCAAACUUCACAGACCGAAGCUAAUUGGAAUUGGUUGCUUCAUAAUGGGACUUGGAAGUAUUUUGACUGCUUUACCGCACUUCUUCAUGGGAUAUUACAGGUAUUCUAAAGACACCUUUAUUAGUCCAUUAGAGAAUUCAACAUCAGGCUUAUCAACUUGUUCAAAUAAUCAAAAUUUGUUACUCAAUGGAACAUCACCAGAAAUGGUGGGAAAAGGUUGGGAAAAGGAAUCUGGGUCAUAUAUGUGGAUAUAUGUUUUAAUGGGUAAUAUGCUUCGUGGAAUUGGGGAAACUCCCAUUAUGCCCUUGGGGAUUUCUUACCUUGACGAUUUUGCUAAGGAAGGACAUUCGUCUUUUUAUUUAGGUAAUUUGUAUGCAGUAGGAAUGAUUGGUCCGAUCCUUGGCUUUUCACUGGGAUCUCUGUUUUCUAAAAUGUAUGUGGAUAUUGGAUUCGUAGAUCUUAGCACUAUCAGAAUAACUCCCAAGGACUCUCGUUGGGUUGGUGCUUGGUGGCUUGGUUUCCUUGUGGCUGGACUGAUAUCCAUUAUUUCUUCCAUACCAUUCUUUUUCUUGCCCAAAAGUCUGGAUAAACCACAAAAAGAAAGAAAAGCUUCAGUACCUUUGCCUGUGCAAAAGGAGGAAAGGAGUCAAAUGGUUAAUUUGACCAAGGAUAGACAAAAUGUUACCAAAACUGUAAAUGGUUUUAUCCAGUCCUUGAAAAGCAUCCUUACCAAUCCCCUGUAUGUUAUAACAUUAUUUUUGACACUGAUACAAGUCAGCAGCUAUAUUGGUUCCUUUACUUAUGUCUUUAAAUAUGUAGAACAACAGUAUGGUCAGUCAGCAUCUGAGACAAACAUUUUAUUUGGAUUCAUAACCAUACCAACUUUUGCAACUGGAAUAUUUUCAGGAGGAUAUAUUGUUAGAAAAUUCAAAUUGACCUUGGUUGGAAUUGCCAAAUUGUCAUUUUAUACCAGUGCAUUGGCCUUCCUAUUUCAUCUAUUAAAUUUUGCGCUAAUCUGUGAAAACAAAUCAGUUGCUGGCUUAACCUUGACCUAUGAUGGAAACAAUCCCCUGUCAUCUCAUAUAAAUGCACCACUUUCUUAUUGCAACUCAGACUGCAACUGUGAUAAAAGUCAAUGGGAACCAGUCUGUGCAGACAAUGGAAUAACUUACCUAUCACCUUGUUUAGCAGGAUGCAAAUCUUCAAGUGGCAGUAAAAAGUCUAUGGUGUUUCAUAACUGUAGUUGUGUGGAAGUAAAUGAUUUCCAGACCAGAAAUAACUCGGUGAAGUUGGGCGAAUGCCCAAGAAAUGAUCAAUGUAGAAGAAAAUUUUAUAUUUAUAUAGUAGUGCAAAUAUUAAUUAUUUUUUCCUCUUCAUUGGGAACCAUCUCAAAUAUGAUGCUGAUUUUCAAAAAUGUUCAACCUGAAAUGAAAUCUCUUGCUGUGGGUUUCCAUUCACUAACUAUUCGAACACUAGGAGGAAUUCCAGCUCCUAUAUAUUUUGGGGCUUUGAUUGACAGAACUUGUAUGAAGUGGUCCAUCAAUAACUCUGGAAAACAAGGAUCUUGUAGGAUAUAUAAUUCCACAUUAUAUGGCAAUACCUUCUUUGGCUUGAGUACAUGCUUAAAACUCCCAGCCCUUGUUUUAUAUGUUGUAUUAAUUUCUGCUAUGAAGAAAAAAUAUCAAGGAAAAGAUAACAAGGCAUCAGAAAAUGAAAUAAAAGCCAUGAAUGAAGCAAACUUAGAGCCAAUAAGAGGUGAUGACAGAGUGGACCGGGAAACACAUAUUUAAGGGGAGAAAAAAAAAUUUCUUCUGCUGUUGUGUUUUCAACUCACCUUGCAUUAAUUGAGUAGGAUGUUAUUUUUGAGUAGUUCCUGGUCCUUUCACUGGCAAUUUCCAUAUUCUUUACUAAUGAUGGAAUAAUGAAUCGCAUACAAAUCUAUGACAAUGAAACACACUAUAAAUGGGAAAGGGGAGUACUCAUAAGGUGUGGCUAGCACUUGCGGUUAAGAUUAGAAUAUAAGAUCCAUACAAAUUUAAGGUGAAAAGUAUGGUGAAUAAGUAAUAGGAGAAAAAGUAUUUGCUCAGGUAACUGUAACACAAUGAAACCAGUGACUAGAAAGCAGGUAGAAGUGAAAAGGGAAUAGAGAAAUUAAUAGUCUAAAUAAGGAGAAAAACUUGAUACCUUUUUCUUUUAAAACCAGAUUGGACCAUAUUACUCCAGACUAAAGUCUACUAUGAUAGAAGGUUUAUGUGAU